AGUGCCUAUGGCUCUUUGCAUGCAUCCCACCGAUGUUACUGCGUCCGUCGGAACUUGUUUUUAUUUCUCCACUCCGCAAAGACGAAUCCUCCCUCUACGUUCUCGCACCCUGUGGCUGCGAGGGAUAUCCUUGUUAUAAUCUUGUACUCCCGUUAUCUGUUUAAUGCGCGCCCUGCCUUUCGCGUUUGCUGGGUCUCUGCGCCUUCCCACCUAUGUGGCCCAUGAGCCGGCUUCAUUGUACAUAUAUCUAUUGUCUUUUUGGGUUUCCGUUAUACGGCGGUUCGAAUAUUCCCCAGCUGGUCUUGAUGUAUCUAUGUCUUUCCUAUGUUCUUUUCAUUCCCAAUUUGUGGAAGAAAGGUUAUUUUGCGCUUCAUGCAAAAAGCGCAGAGGAAAGAAGCAUUUCUCAAAGAAGAAACGGUUAAAGAAAAUGGGAGGAAGCGAGAUGCGUUUGAUGGUUUGAUGCCUCUCCUAUGUAUGUUAUCUAAAUGAAACAUCAUCACAUAACCAUGUUCAUCUCUAUCCUCCUCUAAGCUAUCGUUGAAGGGAAACAGUAUUAUAU
This is a messenger RNA of Aspergillus novofumigatus IBT 16806, 559 nucleotides long. RefSeq lists its product as uncharacterized. Lineage: Eukaryota; Fungi; Ascomycota; Eurotiomycetes; Eurotiales; Aspergillaceae. Bases 164 to 460 code for a protein of 98 amino acids. The record is from RefSeq and is a predicted model, not a curated record. The transcript has a single exon.